Molecule: messenger RNA, 425 nt
Organism: Notodromas monacha
Lineage: Eukaryota; Metazoa; Arthropoda; Ostracoda; Podocopida; Cyprididae
Source: the annotation of a GenBank genome assembly
CUUGAGGACACGGACAUUUGCUGCUGCUCCUGCUGCUUAUCUUUCCUUUCCACUCCCUGGGAGAAAGUGGAAACCUGUAGACGCUAACAGAAGACCUGCUCGAACCAACCGGUGUCCUGUCAAUUAUCUGGUUAUUUGUUUAUUUAUUUUUAUACUGGAGAAAGCAACGGGACGAAAUGAGGGAACUGGAAGACCUCGAACUUGCAGUCAAGGUGCUGAUCGUCGGAAAUGGCGCAGUCGGGAAAUCGAGCAUGAUUCAGCGAUACUGCAGAGGCACUUUCACGAAGGACUAUAAAAAGACGAUUGGCGUGGAUUUCCUGGAACGGUGCAUCGAGUUGGAAUUUCCCACCUGGUUUAACUUUUCGGCAUUUUAUCCCGAAGCUCAACGGGACUUGGUCUCCGAGUCGUUCUGCAUCUACUAUUGA